This is a messenger RNA of Gracilinanus agilis (Agile Gracile Mouse Opossum), 1967 nucleotides long. It is a transcript of the gene PPP2CA, whose product is annotated as protein phosphatase 2 catalytic subunit alpha. Gene Ontology annotation, molecular function: protein serine/threonine phosphatase activity. The coding region runs from base 234 to 1163 and encodes 309 amino acids. Gene Ontology annotation, biological process: mitotic cell cycle; peptidyl-serine dephosphorylation. Lineage: Eukaryota; Metazoa; Chordata; Mammalia; Didelphimorphia; Didelphidae. The transcript is spliced from 7 exons. The record is from RefSeq and is a predicted model, not a curated record. Gene Ontology annotation, cellular component: cytosol.
GCUGAGCUCCGGAGCUAAAGGGAAAGGAGGAGUCGCUGCCGCCGGCGCCCAGGCACCUCGGAGAAUCUGCAGGUGAAGAACCGGUCCCUAGGAGAAAGCCCGGCCGCCGCCCAGCAGCCCCGCGAGAGGCGGUGGCAGUUGUGUGAGUGCGUGCUUGCGGCCGGAGCGGCGGGGAGAGGGUGCCGGUGGGGCCCAGAAGCGGCGGCGGCGGCGGCAGUAGCAGCGGCAGCAUCAUGGACGAGAAGGUCUUCACCAAGGAGCUGGACCAGUGGAUCGAGCAGCUCAACGAGUGCAAGCAACUCUCGGAGUCUCAGGUCAAGAGUCUCUGCGAGAAGGCUAAAGAAAUCCUUACAAAGGAGUCCAAUGUACAAGAGGUGCGAUGUCCAGUCACUGUCUGUGGAGAUGUUCAUGGGCAAUUUCAUGAUCUCAUGGAACUUUUUAGAAUUGGUGGCAAAUCACCAGAUACGAAUUACUUGUUUAUGGGCGAUUAUGUUGACAGAGGAUAUUAUUCAGUUGAAACAGUAACACUGCUUGUAGCUCUUAAGGUUCGUUACCGUGAACGCAUCACUAUUCUUCGAGGGAAUCAUGAGAGUAGACAAAUCACACAAGUAUAUGGUUUCUAUGAUGAGUGUUUAAGGAAAUAUGGAAAUGCAAAUGUUUGGAAAUAUUUUACAGACCUUUUUGAUUAUCUUCCUCUAACUGCCUUGGUGGAUGGUCAGAUUUUCUGUCUACAUGGUGGUCUUUCACCAUCCAUAGAUACACUGGAUCAUAUCAGAGCACUUGACCGCCUACAAGAAGUUCCCCAUGAGGGUCCAAUGUGCGACUUGCUGUGGUCAGAUCCAGAUGACCGUGGUGGUUGGGGUAUUUCUCCUCGAGGUGCUGGAUAUACAUUUGGGCAAGAUAUUUCAGAGACAUUUAAUCAUGCCAAUGGCCUCACAUUGGUGUCCAGAGCUCACCAGCUGGUAAUGGAGGGAUAUAACUGGUGCCAUGACAGGAAUGUAGUAACAAUAUUCAGUGCUCCAAAUUAUUGUUACCGUUGUGGUAACCAAGCUGCAAUCAUGGAACUUGAUGAUACUCUAAAGUACUCCUUCUUGCAGUUUGACCCAGCACCACGUAGAGGUGAACCACAUGUUACUCGUCGUACCCCAGACUACUUCCUGUAAUGAGAUUUUAAACUUGUACAGUAUUGCCAUGAACCAUACGUUGACCUAAAGGAAAUGGGAAGAGCAACAGUAACUUCAAAGUGUCAGAAAAUAGUUAACAUUCAAAAAACUUGUUUUCAUACGGACCAAAAAAUGUGCCAUAUAAAAAUACAAAGCCUCUUGUCAUCAACAGCCGUGACCACUUUAGAAUGAACCAGUUCAUUGCAUGCUGAAGCAACAUUGUUGGUCAAGAAACCAGUUUCUGGCAUAGGCUAUUUGUAGUUACUUUUGCUUUCUCUGAGAGACUGCAAAUAUUAAGAUGUAAACAUUAACACCUCGUGAAUACAAUUUAACUUUCCAUUUAGCUAUAGCUUUACUCAGCAUGACUGUAGAUAAGGAUAGCAGCAAACAAUCAUUGGAGCUUAAUGAACGUUUUGAAAAAUAAGUACCAAGGCCUCCCCUCUAUUUGUGAGUUUUGAAAUUGUUUUGUUUAUUUUCAGGGAAUACUGUUUAAUUUAAUUGUAUGAUUUGUCUGCACUCAGUUUAUUUCCCUUCCCAGCCUCAGCCCUACAUUGUUCUUUGUUAUUGUCAGAUACUGGUGAGUUGUUUUGAACUGAACUGUUUUUUUUUUUUUUUUCUGUAAAAUGUUACUGCACAAGAGCGCUGCAGUGUUUUUCAUAAUAAACUUGUGAACUAAGUACUGAAAAAUGUCAAAAUUUGAUUGUAGCAAAGGGCAGACUGGUGCUGUUUUAUUCAAACGAAGAAUCAAUUUAUAAAUUGUAGAAUUCCAGGUAAAGAAAAAUAAAAAUCAAGGCCACUACAGAA